AUGAAGUUCACGUUCACAGCUUUUGCACUUCAAAUCAUCACAUACAUCGAAGUAACCACCAGGCGGUUCACCAAUGGUGUAAUUCUAGGCUCUGUGCCAAGCAAUGCUCUCUGUUUGCCAGCCAAUCAGCAACUCGCGUUAUCGACAGUUCUGUCGACAGUUUAUCGACAGUUUUCUGCCUCAGGCCAAUCAGCAUCUCGGAUUGUCGACAGUUUAUCGACAGUUCUCUGCUUCAGGCCAAUCAGCAGCUUGGAUUGUCGACAGUUCUCUGUUUCUCAGGGCCAAUCAGCAGCUCGGAUUAUCUACAGUUUUUUGAACUACGGCGGCAACGAGAGUGUUUUCACUGAGCGUUGCAGCAGAGGGACGACCACUGGCACCAGCGGCGGCAGCGGGCUCAGCAGCGGCGGCGGAAGCGGUGGCAGUGGCAGUGCCAGCGUCAGCGACAGCGCCGGGCCCAGCAGCAGCGGCGGUGGAUCGUCCUCCGACAGCAGCAACUGUGGUGCCUACAGGCCAGGUGCCGACAGCAGCAGCAAGGGUGGCGGUGACACUGGCAGCAGCACCGGCUGUGGCAGCAUCGGUGCCUGUUCUGCCAGCGCCGUUACGGCUACUGGCGCCAUUACCGCCUGCCCCCUCAGCUGCUGUCCUGGCCGUGCCACCAACAGCUGCUGCAGCUGCAACAGGACCUUUUCGUGCUACACAGCCUCUCCUCUUGGACCUCUCACUGCCCCAACAGACUGUGAGGGUGCUCCCCAUCCCUAACCCCCCCCAACGCUCCCUCGGACAACGCCAGCCCCACACGUCCUCCCUCUGCCGCUGGCCGCCGCACAUCACGCCGGCCCUCAGGUGCCUGCACUGCAGCUGCUGGACAGGACAGCAAGGACAACAAGCAGUGCAGGCAGCACCUCCUGCUCAGCCUGUCUCUUCAUACAAAACUGAAUGGGCGAGGAGGAAGAGGGCUGAGCAGAGGGCAGCGGCACAGACAGGGACAGUCACCGACAGACACACCCGCUACGGUACAUUUUUGUUCUGCCGUGGCGGGUAAGAGUGUGGAGGCCUGGCUGAGGGAGAUGAAGGGGAGGGACCAGGGUCGAGCCCCAGACUGAUUUAGCACUCUUGCUUGGGCAGGUGUAUAUAGUUGUUUGCAGUGGGGACCACAAGGACCGGGACCUUGCCGCGGUGUGGAGGCUUUCAACAAACACCGGUCCAUCCACCCUGCCACAACUCUUCUACAGCACACUGACACUAUUUAAGAAAAAAAAUGCUGUGUGUGUUCCUCCCUGAUGUGCUGUUGUUGUUCUGCACCUGUGCUUUGACACCUCACACUGUCUAUGCUGUCACCUGUGCUUUGACACCUUGCACUGCCUUUGCUGUCACCUGUGCUGUGACACCUUACACUGCCUACUGCCUACUAUGUUGUUGUUGAUGUGCUGUGUACUGUACAAAAAGAACCUAAUUGUAUGCCAUGUGUAUUCCUCCCUGAUGUGCUGCUGUUCUAAACCAGGUUGUUGUUGCUCUGUACCUGUGCACCACCUGUGCUUUGACACCUUGCACUGCCUAUGAUGUUAUGGAUGUGCUGUGUAAAACAAAAAAAUAACUAAUUGUAUGUCUUGUGCGUUCCCCCCUGAUGUGCUGCUGUGGUUCUGCAAUUAUAUGUGCUGUUGUUGUUCUGUACCUGUGCUUUGACACCUUACACUGCCUAUGCUGUUGUUGAUGGAUGUGCUGUGAAAAAAAACAGAAUUGUAUGCCAUGUCUGUUCCUCCCUGACAGGUCGCUGUUCUAAACCAGGUUAUUGGUGUUCUUCACCUGUGCUUUGACACCUUACACUGCCUAUGCAGUCACCUGUGCAUUGACACCUUACACUGCCUAUGCUGUCACCUGUGCAUUGACACCUUACACUGCCUAUGCUGUCACCUGUGCUUUGACACCUUACACUGCCUAUGCUGUCACCUGUGCAUUGACACCUUACACUGCCUAUGCUGUCACCUGUGCUUUGAUACCUUACAUUGCCUAUGUUGUGAUUGAUGUGCUGUGUAAAAAAAAUAAUAGUAAUAAUUCUAUGUGAUGUGUGUUCCCCCUGAUAUGCUGUUGUUAUUCUGCACCUGUGCUUUGACACCUUACACUGCCCUGUGUUCUUAUUGAUGUGUGUGCUGUGUAAAACUGGCCAUGCACCCUUCCAGGGGCCAGUAGCAGAUCCAGAUCCAGCCGAGCCAGUGGCUGGGACCAGUUAUUUCCAGGCCCAAGCUGUUGUUUGACCCCUUUUUACUGAGGAUUCUAUUUCAUGGACCUUUAUUAUGCAUUAAUUCAGUCAUAUGACUUCAUAUUUCUAAUAAAUUGUG
Molecule: messenger RNA, 2336 nt
Organism: Sardina pilchardus (European sardine)
Lineage: Eukaryota; Metazoa; Chordata; Actinopteri; Clupeiformes; Clupeidae
Exons: 3
Coding region: 1-759 (252 amino acids)
Source: RefSeq, a predicted model, not a curated record